CUGUAUUUGACCUCUCAGUUUGCAGUUCAGUGUUAGGAUUAUAGAGCUUAUUGUAUAUAAGGUCAGGGUCACCAGUUGGAAUUCAUAAUCACUUCUUGCAUAGAACAGUGAACACAUCUACAUGUACAAGUACAAGAAAAUCUAAAAUUGAAUUUUGAAGUGCUGAUUCUAAACUGAGGCAAUUGAAUAAUUAGGAGUUAAAACUACGCCAAGAGCUAAAUAGACACUAUUGGAGCUGAAAUAUUUGACUCUGAAAAAGGACUAACAGGAUUUAAAAAAUUGACACUAAAUUGGAUCAUCAUGAAUAGCGUCCUGAGUAACAUGCCAAACUACAGCAGCCCAGCACUGCAGCAUCAAGCCAGUGAGUAUGGCAGAACGUCGAUGCCUCAUAUGCAGAUCUCCCGAUCUAACUUCUCUGUGAAUGACUUACUGGGAAUGACACAAGGAGAACCGCAAGUUCCAUCACCAGGGGAGACAUCACCUUAUAGUAUCCAGAGCUCUGAUAGUGGCACGAGCCUUGAUGAUAGGAAUCCAAGGUACGAUAUACCAACAAGUUCAAUACAAGACUCUCGCUCCAUACCAGAUGCUAGGCCUAUACAACAUGACACAAGGCCCAUACAUCAUGAUGCUAGGCCAAUACAGCAAGAUGCUAGACCUCUACAGCAGGAUACUAGCCCUAUACAACAACACCCCAGGGCAAUUCUGCAAGAUUCUCGAGCCAACCAACAAGACUCGAGGGCUAACGAGCAAGCCACAAGAGCUCACCAGGAAUCAUAUGGGCCAACAGAUUACACUGGACCAUAUCAUAACUUUAAUCCAAAUUAUAGCGCUGCAUCGUAUGCAAACCUGACUACUUCACAAGCACAAGGUCUGUCUACUCAAGCUAAUGCUACAGCUGCUCAAGCCCUAGCUGCCCAUCAAGCUGCAGCACAAUCUCAAGCUGCAGCACAAUCUCAAGCUGCAGCACAAUCUCAAGCUGCAGCACAAUCUCAAGCAGGUCAGUCUGAAAGCUUCAGCACUCCCGUGCCGGCUCAUAGCCACUACCCCACAUACGCACAUAGCCAGUCUUCAGGUUCUCCAGAUAGUGAGACCGAUGGUGCCUGGAUGAGACCUGAACAUAUCCAACCAUGGAUGCAACAGGGAUAUGUUAAACCUGAGCCUGGUAGCUAUGCAGGGUCUUACUACGCCGCUGCAUACCCUGGAACUCCCAUGUACCCCUGGCAUUAUAAUCCUGCAGCAUACCCAACUGAUGGUAAAACAACCCCGGAGGGUUAUCCAGCAGAUAGCACUAGCCCACCAAAUGAUGAGAUUCUAAACUAUGAAACUGAGAAGAAAGAUGUAACAAGGAAAGCGAAGAAACCGAGAAGACGCCACCGUACCAAUUACACCGAUUUCCAGACACAGGAACUUGAGAAGUUAUUCAAAGAGGCCCACUACCCUGAUGUUUACAUGAGAGAAAUGGCCGCCAUGAAGACCGGGAUUGCCGAGGAUCGUAUUCAGGUAUGGUUCCAGAACAAGCGUGCCAAGUGGAGGAAAACGACAAAAUCUUGGGGUCAAGGUCAGACCUCUAUCAUGGCUCAGUACGGUCUCUAUGGAGCAAUGGUACGUCACUCGCUACCCAUUCCAGAAACUAUCAAGAAAGACAUUCAAUCUAAAUCCAGCCCGGAUGAAACAUCUGCCCCGUGGUUGGUCGGCAUGCAUAAGCGUGCACAGGAAGUGAAAAAGGGCGAAAACGAAGGUAAAGAGAAUAUUAACACAGGCGCCGACUCUCAACAACAUGUACAAUGGAUGACCAAUAAUAAUCAGGGUAAAGAGAACAUGAUCAUGACCCCUGAAUCGCACCACGAUCAUGUCAGUGACAUAAGUGAUGAAUCCCAUUCGGAUAACUCUCUAGUUGUCAACACCAAUCACCCAAUGAAGUUGGAACCACAAUAGACAGUUUUCUAAUAGUAACACACAUCCUAUACCUGAUGACCAAUUUACAUAAAAAUUACAUUCAUCUGUUCAUAAAAAUUGCUCACAGUGUGUCAAGCCAAAAUCUAUUGACAAAGAAAUCUCAGAAUUUUCAAAUCUUCAAUUUACGUUUGAGUAACAUCUUUUGUACAAUUUGAAAAUUCAAAGUUAAGUUGUAUUUUCGAUGCAUUAAAAAACUGAACAGAAGUUGUGAUAUUUACUCAUUAGUUCUGAUAUUCUGUAAGUAAAAUGUAAAUAGGUUUUUUAAGUAAGACGCCAAUCAAAAUGAUUAAUGGUAUGUGUUAUAUCAUUAUGCUGUAAAUAGAAUUUAAAGCCAAGAGGUCGCAACGACCUAUAGUUUAUAACAGGUAACUAGGACUAUCACCUUAAGCAUCAGAAAGAUUGUGUUUCGUGAUAGCAUAAGAUAUUAAGAGAAGGAUAAUGGCCAUGUUAAAAGAAUUUGGAACAUCUUAUUGCUCUUAAAGCAGAUUUUAUGUCAGUGUCCCUGCAGUUAAUAUCCUAUUUUCCCCAUUGUAUUAUUUAUAUGGCGGUAUAUUUAUGGAGAUUUUUAGCAGAUUUCUAAUUAAAACUACAAUCAUCAAGUGCAUAUUUAUGAGACAUGUAUUAUGUAGUAACCUUUGUUCUGAUAUCAGUGUCAUCUAUAUGUCAUUUAAUUAAUUUCUUGAAUAUUGAGUUAUGUAGUUGAUUUUCAGGAUGUUUCUACUUGUGAUUAUUUGUUUUGUGACGCGUGACAACAAUUUAUAUUAAAGUGCAAUUUUGUUCUUUCGUGAUGUAACUUAUUUAGUAACGGAAGUUCAACUUUAACAAUGUUUCAAUGUGGAAUUCGUUUUUGUGACAUGUACUAAUCAUUCAGUUAUUGUUGUUUCGUAAUCUGACUUAUUUAGUAUCAGAAGUUUAUAUUUAAAGAUAUUAAAAAUGCAGUUGAUUGUUUUGUGACAUGUAAUAAUCAUUGAUGUUCGAGUGCAAUUUUUGCAGUUUCGCAAUGUACGUAAUAAUUGUUAGAAGUUGAUCUUUAAAGAUGUUAGAAGCGCAAUUAAUUGUAAUUAACUUGUAAUAUUUAUUUUCAUUAUAUUCUUUUCUUCCAGUGCAAUCUUGCUGUUCUUAAAUGAUCUCACAUUUAGUGUACCGGUGAUUGAUCUUUAUAAGUAUAGCUUAACAUACAACCUUUUUGUACAGUGUAUAUAUUGUUUUACAUCACCAUUAGUUUAUAAUUAGUAAGUUAGUAAUAAUAAUUUUUAAGAAAAACAUCUAUGUUGUUCGUUUAAGUAUUAUUCAAGUAUUGAUGAAUUAAAAUUUCUUUCGUUUUAAAUGAGAAGCUUGACUGAUCGCAGUACAUGAAUAUUUAUGAACAAAAAUCUCUUUCAUUUCAAAUAAGAAGCUUGACUGAUCCCAGCCGAUAAAAUUCUGCACCAUAGUUAAACUCCCGAAUUUCCCUGAGAAAAUUAUUCAAAAUAUAAAGUCCAAUUAAAGCGAUUCCAUUUUCUGGAUUCUGGAGAUGUUUAACGUGGAUUUCAACUCACUGAAAUGUUAGUUAAAAACAGGCUGAUGUUGGUUAAACCCGAAUUACACUACAUGAAUUUAACAUUAAAACUUCAAUAAGUGUAUCUUGUUUACAACCAAAAUUUCAAUUUCUAAAUCUCAACUAGUCAUUGUUUACAUAUAAUUUUUGAAUAACUCAUAGGGCCAAAACUUCUUGACAUAUUCAAAAGCCUUAAAUUAUUUUCAAAAACAGCUACAUAGGGUCUAUCUAUCUCAGAGAUCAGUAAUUGCAUACAUAUACUUGUUUGAUGCACCCCAACCAUUCCACUUUAGCUAUACCACCUCCAUUUAGAAACUCUAAAACAAUGGUUUGUUUUAAAAUUGCAUAAACUGUUACAUUUUAUAAAAUUCAUAAGUAUAAAGAAUAUUCAUCUUAUUAUCUUGUUAGACUAAUAUGUCAUGUUUUGAUACAAUUGUCAAUAAAAGAAAUAUAUAUCUGCAUAUUUAUGUCACCAUCAGGAAGUUGUAACAUAUUGUUAUAGCCCAUUAUUUUUUGUGAUGGGUCUUGGCAUGGUUUACUUUUACUGUGCCAUGAUAACCUAAAAUGUUAAUGUGUCUUAUCCAUGAUAACCCAUAAUGUUAAUGUGUCUUAUGUUUUAUUGUGUCUUAUUCAUGUUAACCUAUAAUGUUAAUGUGUCUUAUCCAUGAUGACCCAUUAUGUUAAUGUGUCUUAUCCAUGUUAACCAAUAAUGUUAAUAUGUCUUAUCCAUAAUGACCUAUAACAAUGUAACCUAAUGUGUCUUGUUUAUGUCAUUUAAUAUGUCAUGUUAAUGUGUCUUAUCCAUGUUGACCUAUAAUGUUAAUGUGUCUAAUAUCUUAUCUAUAUUGACCUAUAAUGUUAAUGUGUCUUAUCCAUGUUGACCUAUAAUGUUAAUGUGUCUUAUCUAUGUCGACCCAUAAUGUUAAUGUGUCUUAUCCAUGUUAACCUAUAAUGUUAAUGUGUCUAAUAUCUUAUCUAUAUUGACCUAUAAUGUUAAUGUGUCUUAUCCAUGUUGACCUAUAAUGUUAAUGUGUCUUAUCUAUGUUGACCCAUAAUGUUAAUGUGUCUUAUCUAUGUCGACCCAUAAUGUUAAUGUGUCUUAUCCAUGUUAACCUAUAAUGUUAAUGUGUCUUAUCCAUAAUGACCUAUAACAAUGUAAAUUAAUGUGUCUUGUUUAUGUCAUUUCUAAAAUACAUCCUGUCUAAAAAACGAUGCCAUAAUAACCUAAAUUAUUUUACUUUUUUUAUGAACAAUUAUUUGACGCCUCUUCAUAAUCCCUGCUUGAAAUCUUUAAUCUUUUAAUG
Messenger RNA from Owenia fusiformis, 4797 nucleotides. NCBI's taxonomy places the organism in Eukaryota, Metazoa, Annelida, Polychaeta, Sabellida, Oweniidae. The record is from the annotation of a GenBank genome assembly.